Messenger RNA from Alternaria postmessia, 471 nucleotides. RefSeq lists its product as uncharacterized. The coding region runs from base 1 to 471 and encodes 156 amino acids. The transcript is spliced from 2 exons. NCBI's taxonomy places the organism in Eukaryota, Fungi, Ascomycota, Dothideomycetes, Pleosporales, Pleosporaceae. The record is from RefSeq and is a predicted model, not a curated record.
AUGAAGACCUUCACCCUCCUCUGCCUUUUCGCCUCCGCCAUCGCAGCUCCAGCUCCCCAAGCCUCAGGCACCACCAACUGCGCCGCCAUCCAAACCAAGCUCGAGCAAGGCAUCCAAGCCAACCUCGACAUUCAAGCCCAAGAGCUAAAAGGCGUGUACGCCCUAAAACUUCAAGGCGGAACCGCCGGCUUCAAUGCCACCCAGACCUCCGUUCUUGCAAUCCAACAACGCGGCGUCGACAUUCGCGCCAACAACCAGAAACUCGCCAAAGAGAUCAACAGCCCGGCUGCUGAUGGACUGGCUAUUGUAGCUGGUGCGCAGACCAAGGAGAUUGAUCAAGUCAAGAGUUUGAAGGGUAAUGCAGCGGCGGAUGGAGAGACGAUCAAGAUGUUGGUGCAGGAGGUCAUGGAUGGGACGAUGCAGAAUCAGAAGAACUUACAGGCGGCAAAGGGUCAGGCAUGUGCGAAGUAG